Messenger RNA from Rhinichthys klamathensis goyatoka, 2939 nucleotides. RefSeq names its product death domain containing 1 (gene dthd1). The transcript has 12 exons. Gene Ontology annotation, molecular function: protein binding. Bases 1 to 2805 code for a protein of 934 amino acids. The record is from RefSeq and is a predicted model, not a curated record. Gene Ontology annotation, biological process: signal transduction. Lineage: Eukaryota; Metazoa; Chordata; Actinopteri; Cypriniformes; Leuciscidae.
AUGGCAGAUCCAGCCAGUCAGCUAACACUCUCACAAGAGAACAAUCUGUUAAACAUCUUGCACGAAGCCGCUGAGAAACUGAGAGUUUUACACCCAGCGAAAGCAAGAGAAGACACAGGCCAUAGAGAUUCAGCUGGACUUCACACAAGGCUUUUCCAGGUCCUCAGGACGUUUUGUGAGGUUCACACCCAAAGAGUGUGUGUGCUGAGAGAGAUUCUUUGCGGUACAGCAAGCACUCUCACCAGGCAUAGGAUGUGCUCUAAUUUGGCACACACACUCCCAGACACAGAGUCUCAAGAGAAAACAGUUGAUGUGGAUGCUUCCAAUAGAUCCCACUUUUACCAAGACCAUGUGACUGAUGUCAUUCUUAAUGUCCUGGAAGAUGUCCACGUCAUUGUAAACCAUUUCAUUGUAAUGAGCAAGAGACUUGACACUGGUAUUGCUUUUCUUACUGAAGUCAGUGAAGAGAGAGGUGUUCUCACCAGUACUGGACCUCUGGAUACUGCAGACCACAUAAAACCAGAAUCAUGUGACAUCAGUAUUCCACUGGACCAGCAUCCUGAAGAUCACUGGCUUGCAAGUGUGCAGUCAACAAGGCUUUCAGAUCCAGUGAAGCGCUGCAAUGUGUGUAUGGAUGACAGAAACACGAGUGAAGAGAGCUCACGUGAGGAAAGAGUCCACUCACCAUAUAAAACUAUGGUGAAUGACUGCAAAAACUCUCUGAACAUGAAUGGUAAGGUGGAAGAAGAAAAAGAGCAAGAGGAGAAAGAGAAAAGCAGUGGAGAAGGCUGUGAAAGAUUGAAGCGUACAUUGGUAACUGUUGGUCUGGGCAAUGCUCAGGAAAUUCAGGGUCUGUAUAAAACCCUCGCAGGUCUCCACGUCUUCCGUUUCCACGGAAAUAAUACUGAAUUCAGCAUUAACAAGUGUAUUUUGGUAACAUGCAGGCUUGCAGACAGCGCCAGAUCUUCAGAGUCACCCAGAGUCUGCUAUAUAACCGCCCCAUCAGAGGUUGUGAACAUCUUGUCUUGUGAGGUGGUUGAUGGUCUGAGUUCUCUCAUGGUGUCAGGAUCAGAGGAGCUAGUCAGCACUGUUCUCCGCAUACAAAACUCCAGCCAUGUCAAAUGUCCCUUCCCACUCACCAUAGCAGUGCCGUUCCAGGCGAGUUACCGUGGGAACUACAGAGAGAUCACCGUGAAAGUGGUGGAUCCAGAGCAGAGAGUUAGCUAUAUCACACCUACAUCUACUGAAGGCUUCUAUGGAGGACAAAGGGGUUGGUUUGCAGUGGUGCGGGUGUACUCUCUGGGUGUGUUUGCGGUUCUGUCCCGUUUGAGGACGGAGAGUUUUACAGUCCCUAGGACAGGAUUGUCCCACAAGCUCAGUGUGGACUCCAGAAUAUGCCUCAACUACUUGCCUGGAUCCUUCACCGCACCAGUUGUCGCUCAAGUGACGGUACAGCCAGUGGAUGCCUUUGUUUUAUCCUCUCUUAAAUCCAAGAAUGAUUCCUACCACGCUGCUCUCUCAUCAACCCCCUUACUUUACAUAAGCCAUCCAUCAAGCCUGAAACUCAGACGACCUUUGACACUUAUCCUGCCAUGUCCACCUACUAUCUCUGAGAAGAAAAGAGCUGGAGAAGAUACUGACAGACCCACUCUUAUAUCAGGCACUUUCUCACCCCUGCAGAUUAGAGUUGAUGGUGCCUCAGUAAAGACUCAUAAAGAGCGUAAAGAGCAGCUGGCAGUGCUGGGCAGAAUAGAGAACCGUUGGAAGGUUCUGGAUAAAGUCAGUGUGAAGAACCUACAGAACAGCUUGGUCUGUUUUGAGCUACCAGAAAGCUACGAAAGGUUAAUAGUCCUUCGCAUUCAGUCCUCUGUAAAAUCUUCCUACCUGACUUCCUUAGUUGAAGAACUGGAAGAAGCUGUAAAGAUCUUCUCGGUCACUGUUGUGCUCCAUCACGAGCGUCUGGACCCCAGCAGCGUGGUUGUGGCCACCCUGCCCAGCAGAGAUGUUAGCGCUGCGCUGUGUGAACUCCAGGCCCUGGGUUACUGUGGCCCUCCAGAGCCCUCGUCUGAACUCUCCAUGAGGGAGGGAGAACAGCUGCUGCUCCGGUUCAGCGGGAAUAUUACCUGCAAUGGCAUGCAUCAACUUAUCCAACAUGUGUACUUGUUUCUGUGUGUGUCUGUUGGAGAUCCCAUAGGUAAUGAAGAAACAGAUUCACACAUAAUCACAUUCCACAACCAAAGAAGAAACCGGCUGUAUUUGAGAUUGAAAGAAGUGGACCCCUUCGGCAACUACAGCUCUCUUCACUACAAAGGCGUAACCAGUUUAUUCAAGGUCACCAAAGGUCAGCUGGUCUGGAAUGGUGACAGGGCAGCCGUGUCUAAGGACUGUCCUCUAGAAGAGCCUGUCUGCCGGAUGACGCUCACUCUGCCCAAGAGUGCAAGAACAGUCUGUCAGCCUGUGAGUGUGAAGUUAAUACAGCACAGUCAAACAGACCCUCUCUCAGAUGAGCUGUUAUCGUGGCUCUGUGAUGAGCUCACUGAAGACGAUGCAGCGCUUCUCUUUAUGUCUCUCCAUCUCCGUCGCUCUGCUGUCCAGAUCGCCCGACUCCGUGCACCACACAGCCUCUCAGAACAGGCCUUUCACAUUCUGACGGCGUGGAGGCGCGGCCUUCCUUCCUCAUCUGCGAAAUGCCCCAUCCUGGCCCACUGCUUGACCCGCGCAGGGAGGCCUGACCUUACCAGAGAGCUACUGCUCAGGGAAGCUGCAGAUUACAAAACGGAGGAGAGAAAAGCGAGAGAAACAUGAAAACCAGGCCACCAGGAGAGACCCAUGACCGUGAAUAUCCCUUUAUUACAUUAGAAAUGUAGGGGCUGUUGUAUUGUAGUAGUGAGUUGACAGGAAGAAAUUAUAUAUUUGGCUUUUUAUAUACUAUACAGUAU